Messenger RNA from Pristis pectinata (smalltooth sawfish), 3944 nucleotides. Its product is annotated as segment polarity protein dishevelled homolog DVL-3. NCBI's taxonomy places the organism in Eukaryota, Metazoa, Chordata, Chondrichthyes, Rhinopristiformes, Pristidae. Gene Ontology annotation, cellular component: cytosol. Gene Ontology annotation, molecular function: frizzled binding. The coding region runs from base 520 to 2682 and encodes 720 amino acids. The transcript is spliced from 15 exons. The record is from RefSeq and is a predicted model, not a curated record. Gene Ontology annotation, biological process: intracellular signal transduction; canonical Wnt signaling pathway.
CCUGGCACCGAGCGGCGGGGAGGGGAGGUGAGGCGAGGCGGCGGUGCCAGCUGGCAGGCCGGGCGGGCACAGGCGCCGUGACGGGCGGCGGCCGCUCCCCUCGCCGUCUGAUUGGGGCUCGGGGUCGCCGCUGGCAGCCGCUGGGCGGAGCACUGGGCCUGGGCUUGCGGGGGCCGAAGGAUACAAAGUAUCGGGGCCGGAGAAAGGAGGAGCUCGGCGGGGAGGGGGGGGGGACAGAAAGAAAAGGGGGGGGAUACAAAGUAUCGGCCGAUCGGCGGCGGGGGAUACGAAGUAUCGGCCGAUCGGCGGCGGGGGAUACAAAGUAUCGGCCGAUCGGCGGCGGGGGAUACAAAGUAUCGGCCGACCUGCGGCGGGGGAUACGAAGUAUCGGCCGGCGAAGCGGGCGCGAUCGGCGGCCUGGGAGAUACAAAGUAUCGAGAGGCAGAAGGCAGGCCCGGCGAAGGGGAGAUUGCAGGGCGGCCUCUCCGAGGCUCGGAGCCCGAGCUCCGGCGGGCGACCAUGGGCGAGACCAAGAUCAUCUACCACAUCGACGAGCAGGAGACGCCGUACCUGGUGAAGCUGCCGCUGGCCGCCGAGCGCGUCACCCUGGCCGACUUCAAGCAGGUGCUGAACAAACCCAACUACAAGUUUUUCUUCAAAUCCAUGGACCAGGACUUCGGGGUGGUAAAGGAAGAGAUAUCUGAUGACAAUGCCAAGUUGCCCUGCUUCAAUGGCCGUGUGGUAUCAUGGCUGGUGUCAGCUGAAGGUUCCCACUCGGACUCUGGAUCCAUGUGUGCGGACAACCAGUCAGAUCUGCCGCCCCCCAUCGAGCGGACAGGAGGAAUUGGAGACUCAAGACCCCCCUCGUUCCACGCGAACGCAGCCGGGAGUCAGGACAACCUGGACAACGAGACGGAGACGGAGUCAGUGGUCUCGUCGCGAAAGGAGAGGCUACGCCGGAAGGAAGGGCACGAGCACGUUCCCCGGGUCAAUGGCCACACGAAGAUGGAGAGGCGGCAUGAGAUUGGUGGCUAUGAGAGCUCCUCCACACUGAUGAGCAGCGAGCUCGAAUCCACAAGCUUUUUUGACUCAGAUGAAGAUGACUCGACGAGCAGGUUCAGCAGCUCCACGGAACAGAGCAACUCGUCCAAACUCAUGCGGCGACACAAGCGGCGACGGCGGAAGCCUCGGAUCCCCCGCAUCGAGAGGUCCUCAUCCUUCAGCAGCAUCACAGACUCCACCAUGUCCCUCAACAUCAUCACUGUCACUUUAAACAUGGAGAAAUACAACUUCCUUGGAAUCAGCAUCGUGGGUCAGAGCAACGAGAGAGGUGACGGAGGGAUUUACAUCGGAUCCAUCAUGAAGGGAGGGGCUGUGGCCGCAGAUGGGCGAAUCGAACCUGGAGACAUGUUGCUACAGGUUAAUGACAUAAACUUUGAGAACAUGAGCAAUGACGACGCAGUCCGGGUUCUGAGGGAAAUCGUGCACAAACCUGGGCCCAUCACACUGACUGUUGCCAAAUGUUGGGACCCCACUCCUCGUGCCUGCUUCACGCUUCCCAGAAGUGAGCCCAUCCGCCCCAUUGACCCAGCAGCUUGGGUUUCGCACACAGCGGCCAUGACUGGAGCCUAUCAGCCUUAUGGUAUGAGCCCUUCCAUGAGCACCAUUACUUCCACCAGCUCUUCCAUCACCAGCUCCAUUCCAGAAACCGAACGGUUCGACGAUUUUCAUCUAUCGAUUCACAGCGACAUCGUCACCAUCGUCAAGGCCAUGGCAUCUCCAGAAUCAGGCCUGGAAGUCCGUGACCGAAUGUGGCUUAAAAUAACAAUCCCAAACGCUUUCAUUGGUUCUGACGUCGUCGACUGGCUUUACAAUCACGUUGAAGGUUUUCCAGACAGGCGAGAAGCCCGAAAAUAUGCCAGCAACCUCCUUAAAGCUGGCUACAUCCGACACACCGUGAACAAAAUAACCUUCUCCGAGCAGUGCUACUACAUCUUCGGGGACCUCUGUGGCAAUAUGGCUAACCUAACCUUACACGACCAUGACGGAUCCAGCGGCGCUUCCGAUCAGGAUACGCUGGCACCUCUGCCCCAUCCGGGGGCAGCGCCCUGGCCCAUCGCCUUCCCUUACCAGUACCCACCCCAGCACCCCUACAACCCGCAGCCACCGGGCUACCACGACGUCACGGGAUUUACCUAUGGAGGGGGCAGCGCUGGCAGCCAGCCCAGUGAAGGGAGUCGGAGUAGUGGAUCCAACCGCAGCGGGAGCGAGAGGCGGGGGGGAAAGGAGAAGGAGGCCAAAGCUGGCGAUCCCAAAUCCGGGGGCAGCGGCAGCGAGUCGGACCACACCACGCGGAGCGGCCUCCGGCGAGAGCGAGCAGCCAGCGAGCGCUCGGCCCCCGCCAGCGAGCACAGUCACCACAGCAACCUCAGCCACCGCAGCCAUCACUCCAUGGCCGCCAGCGUCCGCAGUCACCACACGCACCAGUCGUACGGGGCACCAGGCCUGCCUCCCCUCUACACCCCGCCCCUAAUGAUGACGCCCCCACAGUCCGCCGCUGCACCCCCUGGGGCACCGCCAGUCCGCGACCUGGCCUCGGUGCCCCCAGAACUAACGGCCAGCAGACAGUCCUUCAGAAUGGCAAUGGGCAACCCCAGUGAGUUCUUUGUGGAUGUCAUGUGACUUGUUUCCUUCAUCCUUUGUAAAGAAAGCAUCAUCUGCGCUGUCGUCUUACUAAAAGCAGAACAACUAAAAUGCGGACCCGCGUGUGAUGAAGUAGCACAUUUGGAGUGUGAACAGGAUUGUAUUUAUUCAGCACUAAUCUUGCAAGAUUUAUCACCAUAAAUACUUGUUUUGCUUCCCUUGCCCCUCCCCACCCUGCCCUGCAACCCCUGACCCCUUAUAAAACUGGACUGCAUUUGUAAGUGGACAAUACCCUGUCUGUUUGCCUCUUUUAACACUUUCUUCAUUGUACGGUUUUGUUUUUUUUAAAAAAACAAACAAUAUUCUGCAUCUAUUGAGAGUUUGUUGUAAAACCAACAGUCAUUUCCCAUCUUAUUUUCCUUUGAACUAAUCUCCUGAACCUCUCGUGUGUUUCUUUCCUUGUCAUGCAGCAAAGAAUGAAGGGGUGUUUGAUUUUCUCUGAAGCCAACUGGUAAGCAGUUGGUGCAGUGAGGUGAAAAGUCAUCUGCCGGAUUGUGUCAGUCCUCUGUGCCUGGCGUGACAGUCACUUUUUUUCAUAGUCUGGUCACCAGACAGAAGGAGAAAGUGGGCAGCCCCAGAGAGCAAGGAAGAGCAUAGAAGAGUUGGUUGAUUUUCCUUCCUUAUGUUAAACUUGGUCAUUAAGUGUAUGAUUAUGAAUUGCAUCAUAAACUCCUUCAAGGAAACACCGCAAGCCUUAUAAUUCACAUAGGAACAAACGAAAAACUGUCCAACAAUGAAAUCAUGUUCUAGAGCUUCUGAUGUUUGUGUUUUGUGUAAAAUUCUUCCUUUUAUGAAUAAUGUUUCAUGGCUUGAGUUUGUGGGAAAUGAAGUCAAGGCAGUUUGGAUCAAAGCACAACAUCGACACCCCAGGCCCCUCCUUCCCAAACCUCUACCCCACCCCACCCUCCCCUCUCCAGCUGUUGCCGUUCAGGAACUGGCAAAAGUAAAAGGUACCUAAUGAUGAAUGAAGCCUCACUACAGUCAGAGCAGCAAGUAGAAAGAUCGUAGAAUCAGAUCCCUCAGGAACAACCCAACGGACUCUCCGUACGGAGGACGAAGACUCCCUCAGACAAUGAAGGGCAGCUGCACUAAUAUCUCACAAUCUAUAAACCUCUCCAUUCGCUCACUGAAUCUUAAAUUGAAUAAGAGAAAUAUAUAACUCGGAGAUGAGAUGUGACCCUGAAUGAUGGUUUUGUAGCUGAAAGUUGCAUUGUAUACUUUAAUAAAAUGGUUCUAGAUGA